AUGGCGUCGUCUCACGUCCUCUACUAUUGCCCUUGCGACCAGGCAUCGGCAAGCACCGCCUCCACCUCUCGAUCUUCUUCCUCUUCGUCCUCCUCUUCGCUCAUAUCGCCGCCUCCAGGCUUGCCAGCUUACUCUCCUGCCUCGCGGUACAGCUUCCAUCCUCUCGACUCGCUCUACUUUUGUGACGAGUGCGAUCGAAUCCGGUGCAAUCGCUGCGUCACACUAGACAUCUCGAGCUACUACUGUCCCAAUUGUCUCUUCGAGGUCCCCGGGGCUAGCGUCAAGGCCGAAAAGAAUCGCUGUGCAAGGAACUGCUUCGAGUGUCCAUGCUGUCAACACACGCUCUCCGUGCUCGCUUCUGAUCUGGCUUCCGAGACGGCACGCAGGGUAGAUCCGACGGACCCGGCAGCAAGCCAGGGUGAGCCCCCUUACUACCUCGGGUGUUCCUUCUGUCGCUGGGACUCCAAAUCGGUUGGUCUCGUCUUUGAAAAGCCGACGGGACUCAGCUUGCAGCUGCAACGUUCCGAGGACAAUGCUGCCGACGUGCUCGAAUUCGAUCGACUCAAGGACCACUUCGACCCUUAUCUCAAGGCGCAGACCCAAGCGGCCAUCAUCUCGGCUGCCGUUGGGUCGUCCAAUUCUUCUGCCGCUCGCUUGCCAUCUAGUUCCUCCGCGGCCGCAGCAUCGACAGCAUCGUCCAGCAGUGCAUCUUCUUCCAGCCGUAAUGCAAGGGUCGCAGCCGCCCGAAACGCUGCCACUGCAGCACUUCAAUCGUCCAAGCUGGUGCGCGAUCUACCGCACUUGGCACAUUCCAAACAUCUUGGCGUCAGCGGGUCACGCUCAGCGCCCAUCGAACCAGACGAACUGAAGCGCUACCGUGCACUCAACCCAUGGCAACCCUCGUCAGAUGGUCGUGGCGCCGCCCCCGCCAUGGGUGUCGUUGCAAAACGCGAAAAGCAUCGAAGAGACUACGUGUCGCGCCUUCACUCGACCCCAGGUCAGCCUUUCGCGUCGCUGGACGACAAGAUCUCCUCGCUCGAACAACGCUGGUCUGCCAUCUCGAUAGCAGAUCAGCCCGUCCGCGCUGCAGAGCUGCGCCCAACUCGUGUGCCACUCAAAUCGAAGUUGUCGAAACGAUGCCCUGCUUGUCGACACAUUGUCAUCAAACCCGACAUCAAGGCUGCCUCGAAUCGCUUCAAGAUCAAGCUCGUGGCCCUCAACUUUUUGCCCGAGAUUCAAGUCAGCCUCGCUCCCCACCAGCCGUUCCUGGACCCGCACAAAUACCGAUCAGCAACCGGUUCGAGCCUGAUGGGAGCAGGCACAGCAACCAGCACCCUGAGACGCCGACCGCCUUCCGUCCUCGUCUCGGGAACAGACUCCCUCAGUGGAUCCUCGUCGCUCAUGGUCACAUCUCAAGACGUCGAUGCGGACAGACUGGAAGUCGGACACACGUACAGCUUUCAAAUCGCUGUGAGCAAUCCGCUGGACGACGCCAUCCAGGUCGAAAUGAGCUUCGUCCGCUUCGCCCUGCCAUCUCACCUCCGCACGUCGACAGACGGCGGCAGCUCGGCGGUGCAGCCAUUCCCACAAGCGAAGUACAUCUUUUCGGCCAAGACCGACACCGGCGUCUCAUCGCCGGUCGAUGAUCAAGUACACGCAAGCGAGCAGUCGGCUGGUCCGUCCAAGCGGUCUCGACUAGGGUGGCAGGUAUACCCAUCGGCCACCAGCGUGCCCCUCAACGCCUUCAACGAGGUAUGGGACCUCGAGGACGCAGAAGACCUGUACGGAUCCAAGGCUGAGGCUGACGCAACUCGUCAGGAGAGCGGCGGUGCAGCGCAGAGUCGUGCUGUCAGAACCGCCAUCGCGCGUGGGACGGAUGAGUCGUCGUGGGUGAUCGAAGAGGAGGACGAUGGCGAGGACGAUGCAGAAAGCGAAGACAGGGGCAUCUCAGACAUUGACGAGGAGCAGGAAGAUGCUGCACGAUCCAAACGUUCGAAAAGACUCACUCGACAGCCGCAGCUUUUUGCCAGCUCCGGCAUGCAACGCAAACCUUUCAUCCAGCGAGGUCACACCACAACGCUCUACCUCGACCUGGCCAUCUCGGACCAAAAUCCACCGAGGCCAGGGCCGCUGGAGUUGGGCAUGCACGUCACGUACAGAUACACAACCGCUGCAACCGUGCCGGAUGAGCAGGCGGCCAGACCGCCAGGCAAGGACUUCUCCUUCUGGACGUCGAUUCGGCUCGGAAGCGUCGCGGCUGCGGGCGAUGCGCGACCAUGA
Molecule: messenger RNA, 2280 nt
Organism: Kalmanozyma brasiliensis GHG001
Lineage: Eukaryota; Fungi; Basidiomycota; Ustilaginomycetes; Ustilaginales
Product: Dynactin p62
Exons: 1
Coding region: 1-2280 (759 amino acids)
Cellular component (GO): dynactin complex
Source: RefSeq, a predicted model, not a curated record